AUGGACAACGACCUCACCCUCUCCCUUUCUGACGCCGAAAUCAUAGAGCACUGCCAACAAGCCACGUCCGACCUCUUCCUCACCGAUCUCAACAUGAAUAACCAAGUGGUCAAACUCACUGAGGAUCUGGUGGUCAAGUUCGGGUUUCUGAUCAGGGAGGAUGAAGCGCAGAACCAGGCCAAAGCGCACGAGCUUCUCGAUCCCAGUAUUGUACGAGUGCCCAGGGUGUAUCGCUACUGUAUGGACUCGGAACGAUACGGCUAUAUUGUCAUGGAGUAUAUGCACGGGGAGAGGAGGAAGGCCAAGUCGAGCAGCGAAAGCGCCAAAAGCAUCAACAUCCACGACGAAAGCACCGAGAGAAAGAAGUCCACCGACCAUAUGAAAGGGGAGAGAAAGAAGUCGAGCAGCGAAAGUACCAACAUCCACGCCUUGUCUCGAAUCCUCCAACACUUCGCCUCCAUCAAGGGCCCCAACCCCGGAUCUCUGACGGGCGGAGCUUCUGACAGUUCUCUCUUCGGCGAGACGCGCCCGACCUUCACAUCGGUGGAAGAGCUCGAGCGCUGGUUCAACCGUCGCCUACUCGAUCCAGAUCCGACAGCCCACGUCUCCUUCGCAGGCCAGGACCUGGUGCUGUGUCAUCUCGACCUCUUCCCUCGGAAUAUCCUCUGGCUCGAGGGCCAGCCGCCGUGUGUGCUUGAUUGGGCGACGGCGGGGUUUUUCCCGCGGAUUCUCGAACGGUGUUCGCAGCUCUUUUCAUCCUCGUCAGACGAAUAUAAAUCCCUCUUCGACCAACCUCUUUCCCCGUCCGAGGCGGUCCAGGUCGAUCGGAUUCUGCAGGCGGCGUGGAAUAAUAUGUAG
Capronia epimyces CBS 606.96 is the source of this 858-nucleotide messenger RNA. RefSeq lists its product as uncharacterized. The coding region runs from base 1 to 858 and encodes 285 amino acids. Lineage: Eukaryota; Fungi; Ascomycota; Eurotiomycetes; Chaetothyriales; Herpotrichiellaceae. The record is from RefSeq and is a predicted model, not a curated record. The transcript has a single exon.